CCCACUGCAGAUGAAGUGAACUUGCUGGAUAAACUGACUUCAUAUGCCCAGGACCUCAGCAACAUUUCUCUCAGCUAUGAUGAAACCAACUGUAGCAUCUUGGAGAUAGGGCAGUACUCCACUCUCAGUGUGCCCACCAGGGAGGUGUUUGGAGACAGGUUUGCAGAUGAGUUGAGUGUGCUGCUGAAACUCAGAUACUCUCUGAAGGAGGAGACUAGCCUCUUGACUAUCCUCAGUCAUCACAGCCACAUGCUGUUCCAGAUACGGAUUAACCCCUAUGCCUUAGUCUUUGUCACCACCAGGAGGCGCCAUUAUGAGUUCCCAAUUACCACCCUGGGAGAUGGGGACUGGCACCGAGUUGCUCUCAGCAUCACUUUGGAAAGACUGGAGCUGCGUGUGGACUGUCAACUGGUUGAGAGUGUGAGCUGGUCCAAUUACUUUGGGAUGGGAGUCACCACUGAAGGGCUGGUCAUCAUUGGAGGCCUGAUUGAACCCUUUGAGAUUCCUUUUGAGGGUGCUCUGCAGGAGCUGACCUUUAUGAUGGGAGACCCAGGGGCUGCCCAUGAACAGUGUCACAGCUACAAUGCAAGCUGUACCAGCGCUUUUGGCAUGGCACCUUUCCACAACUGGACCCACUUCUUGUGGGAGCUUUCCACAGAGAGCUCAAAUUUUACCAAUCCAGACUUGGCCUUGAGGCCAACCCAGGUGUGGGAAGAUCCACAAAAGAACCAGAGCCCAGAAUCCAGUGGAAGCGCCCUCACAUCAGCCACUGCUACUAAGAGGCCCUUUGUCAAGGAGGAGGAUGAAGGAAAUCUUUCUAUUGAGGAGGAAGGUUUUGAGCUUUUGAACUACACGUACAAUAAAAUCACAGGGCCUGGCAGGCCUGGAGUUGGUAGGAGCAGCCUGAAGGAAGUAAGCAAUACUAGUGAGUCUCUUACCUCAGUUACCUCUGUUUCUCCCACUGCACCUGAAGAUGCUCAGGUGGCCAAUGAGGAUUUGAAUCUGCCUGCAGCCUCCAUUAAAGUAAAUAGAUUGGCUUCUAAGAAACAGCUUGUCUCAAAAACCACAGAUGAGAAUAUCACCACGGAAAAGCUGAAGGGAGACGUGGGCAUCUGGACCUCAUUCUCACCCAGCAAACCUGUUGAUACCAUCGUAGACCUUGACAGGUCUUCUACUUUCUCCAGAGUGUCUAUAGAGGAAAGCGAGACAGCAGCCUCUUCGGGAAAUACGCCCAGACUUCUCUCUUCCAUCUCCCAUGGGAUGAUAGAGGUACCAGUGGGAAGAGGCAUGCUGGAAAACCACUCCAAAGCUUCUGGAAGCCCCAAGGAUGCUCUGAAUCCACCCCAGACACCACUGGAUGCCAGGCUGGUCCACACACGGUAUAAAAAAAGGAUUGUGCAUCAAGGGACUACUGGGAGUGACACAAAAGAUGGCACCGCUGUAGACCGUGAUCAGAGGACUGGUGACGGGCAAUUGAUUCGAGUGAAACCAGGACCCACAGGGCCACAGGGACCACCAGGUUUGCCUGGUUGUCCGGGGAGACGUGGACCAAUGGGGCCAAAAGGAGACAAAGGGCAUCCCGGACCAAUGGGGCAAACAGGUGUCCCUGGAGAUCCUGGCCCUGCAGGCAGCCCUGGGGUCCCUACCAUUGUCCUCUGGAGGAAUUCUGAGGAGGACCGGCUGGCGUUCAUGCAAUCUUCCUUUUACCAGCUUCUCUAUGCAGGGUGGCCGAGACAGCCAGGGCCUCCUGGACCCCCAGGACAUCCAGGAAAGCCAGGCCUGACAGGUCCACCCGGAUAUCCUGGGGAGCCAGGUGAAAAAGGCCAGCUGGGGUAUGUGGGGGAGCCUGGACUCCAAGGAUUUCCAGGAAGGGCUGGUUACCCUGGUUCAGAUGGGCUUUCUGGCAUGGAUGGAAAGCCUGGUCCAUACGGAUUACCAGGAGAGCAGGGUCCUCAGGGAUUUAAGGGUGACCAGGGGCCAGCUGGAGAAAAAGGAGAGGAGGGGUUUGUGGGUGACCCUGGACCACCCGGGGACAAAGGAGAAAAGGGGGCCAAGGGGGUGAAAGGAGAAAAUGGCCUUCUGGGACCAGCUGGACCUCAGGGGAUGAUGGGUGUGAAGGGUGCACCAGGGUUUCAGGGCCCUCCAGGGCCUCAGGGAGGAAUGGGCUCAACAGGUUCAUCAGGGCCAGCUGGACCAGUGGGAGAGCCAGGGCAGCCGGGGCCAGUUGGAUUGCAAGGAGUCAAUGGCUCUCAGGGAGAAAUGGGCCCUUCUGGCUUGCCAGGCCCACAGGGGCCCAAGGGACCACAAGGUUUGCAAGGGAGACGUGGACCCCCAGGGCCUAGGGGAUCACAGGGUCCAGUUGGGAUAGAAGGCCCCUCUGGUCCUAAAGGAGACCCUGGAGAAGCUGGUCCUCCUGGGCUAAGAGGAGAGCAGGGACAAGAAGGCCCCAUGGGGUUGAUUGGAGUGCCAGGCCCAAAGGGACUCUCAGGGGAGCAGGGUAGCGGAGGUCCAGAUGGAGCAAAAGGGGACAUAGGAGCCAAAGGCAACAAGGGGGCACGAGGGCUGCUGGGGACAAAAGGCCCCCCAGGAAUUCGAGGUCAAAUUGGUUUGCCAGGGUUCCCUGGACCCAGAGGGCUGGCCGGGCUCCAAGGACCUGAUGGGGAGGAAGGACAGAUCGGUCUGCCUGGCCAGAACAGCAGUGAAGGACCAAAGGGCAGUCGAGGACCAGAUGGCCCAAAGGGUGUGGCGGGACCAAGAGGACACAGGGGGCGUAUGGGCCAACGUGGGCUUGUUGGAGUCCCAGGACCCCCAGGCUUACGAGGCGCUCCUGGAAUAGAAGGCCCAGAAGGAAAGCCUGGUACACAGGGUGGAUCAGGUGUUGUGGGGAGCCCUGGCAGAAAAGGACCAGCUGGCUUUUUAGGCUUGCAGGGUGACAGAGGGCACAACGGACCUCCUGGAUUACUAGGUCCUUCAGGAAAACCAGGACCUGAUGGAGACCCGGGUUCUCCGGGACUGAGGGGUCUGCUUGGUAAACCUGGCUUGGAGGGACCUCAAGGACCUGUCGGCAUGUAUGGCUACCCAGGACCAGUUGGGGACAGAGGGAAGCCAGGACCUAUGGGUGAAAAGGGAGAGCCUGGAGUCCAGGGCCCAUCAGGAUUUCCAGGAAAAGCUGGACCCAAAGCUCCACCUGGCCCUCCUGGUUCAAGAGGUCCCCCCGGCCUCCAGGGGAGACUAGGAGACCCGGGUCCUAGAGGGCUUCCAGGAUUGCCAGGGCUUCCAGGUAGUCAAGGGACAGAUGGCACCCCUGGCAAACCUGGUGUGGUGGGAGAAAUGGGACUCCCUGGACCUAGUGGGGCUGCUGGACCUGCUGGCUAUGUGGGUCGGGAAGGUCCAGCUGGACCUGAGGGACCUGAGGGCGAGAAAGGAGAGAAGGGUGAAGCAGGAGAUCCUGGAGGAGUUGGCAUCGGUGGUCUGGAUGGAGAGCAGGGUCUUCCAGGGCUGCCGGGAGUGGAAGGUCAGCCUGGUGUCAAAGGGGAACAGGGAGAAGUUGGACUCCUAGGAGAUCCAGGUGUCAAAGGAAGCUCUGGAGAGCCAGGAGAUGAAGGGCCAAAGGGACACCCUGGGAGACAUGGGGAGCUAGGAAAAGAGGGUGAUGUCGGAGACACUGGAGAUCCGGGCGAGCCAGGCCUCAAGGGAGAAAAGGGUGACGCUGGCUCCCGGGGUCCUCCAGGAGUGCCUGGAUCAGGUGCCAGUACGGGGAAUAUUGGAGAAAAAGGCCCCAAAGGAGAUAAGGGGCAAGAAGGUUUCCUGGGCCAGGUCGGUGUGAUUGGCCUUGCAGGAGCAAUUGGAGCCAGAGGACGAACCGGAGAAGCCGGUCUCCAAGGUCUACCUGGUUUAGACGGCCCUGAGGGAGAGAAGGGGGAUCGAGGGCCACCUGGAGUGAUUGGACCAUCUGGUAUUGCUGGAUUAGAGGGAGCCCCAGGAGAGGAUGGACUAAAGGGGGACCAAGGCACGCCGGGUCCUAGCGGUGCACCAGGUUCCAGUGGGGAAAAAGGCAUCCAAGGAUUCAAGGGUUUGUUCGGGCCAGAAGGACCCAAAGGAGAUACUGGCAAGAAGGGAGAGACUGGCCAACAGGGGUUGCACGGGUCACCUGGCGAAACAGGAGCACCGGGACUACUUGGCACUGAAGGCCUGGCAGGCAAGAAAGGGGACCAGGGUGAGCCUGGAGAGCCGGGGCAAACGGGGCCUCAAGGGCAGUCGGGUCCAGAAGGGCGCAAAGGUCAGAAAGGAGAAAAGGGGGACAUUGGGCAUGAUGGGGACACCGGCUUCCCUGGCAAUCCUGGCAGAAGGGGCAAGCGAGGCAGAGCUGGACAUCGGCCCCCAAGAGGCCCCAGCGGCCCCAAGGGCUCUCAAGGUGAACCGGGGCCAGCAGGACCAAAGGGACCACAAGGAACACAUGGCAUUCCUGGACUGAAGGGGGUGAAGGGAGACCGAGGUCCGAAAGGGUCAAGGGGAGAGAAAGGCAGUGUGGGAUUUCUGGGGCCGCAAGGAGAUGAUGGAUUCAAGGGCAAGCCAGGACCCUCAGGCCUUCCAGGGAGGCCAGGACCCAAGGGAGACCAGGGCGACAUUGGCCUGUCAGGCCCACAGGGAUUCCCUGGCCUCCCUGGGACACCGGGCUUCUUUGGACAAAAAGGGCUGAAAGGGUUGCAAGGCCUCCCAGGAUGUAAAGGCAAGCCGGGCCUGCCGGGUUCACCUGGCCUUCCCGGUCCACGUGGAGCAGCCCUAAACCUCUCCAUGGAGGAACUGAAGCACCUGAUUUAUUCCUCCAACAAACUGAACUACGACACAGUCUGGGCUCUUAUGGGCAACCUGAGCCAUGAGUUGAAGCUGCUCGUUGACCACCCAAAUGGCACCAAGGACAACCCAGCAACCACUUGCAAGGAGCUGCUCUUGGCCCAGCCUCACCUCCCAGAUGGGUAUUACUACAUAGACCCCAACCAAGGCAGCCCCCAGGACUCUCUGCUGGCUUUCUGCAAUUUCACAGCGGGGGGAGAGACUUGUAUCUCUCCAGUGCACAAUCAGGUGCCCAUCAAGGCCUGGCUGAAAGCAUACGCCUCCGAGGAGACCUUUGAGUGGUUCAGUUCCCUGCCUGGGGGCUUUCUGCUGGAAUACCAGGGUGCUGGCACAGUGCAGCUUCGCUUCCUGAAGCUGCACAGCAGCGUUGCCAUGCAGAAGGUGUCAUACUCCUGCAGGCCCGAGGGCGACAAAGACGAGCCCCAGCCGGAGAAGGAAAUUAAAUUCCUGGCAGAUUCGCGGGACCAGAGCUACCUGGCCACCCUGCAGGGCUGCGUGCUGGACAAUGAGUCAUCGGUCACGGACACGAUAUUCCAGUUUUCCACGGAGCAGCUGGACCUCCUGCCUCUGCGCGACCUGGCCGUGUUUCACAACGGAGAUGCCUCCCACCAAUUUGGAUUCACAGUGGGACCGGUGUGCUUUGCCUGACAAUGGCAGCUGUUGCCAACCUGCUGCUUUUCCAGGAAACCAAAGUGCUGAGGGGAGAGCGUUUAUUGUCAAAACCUCUGGCCUCUGCCUGUGGAGCACCGUACAGCUUGUGAUAGCUGUCAGAUCUAUUUAUGACAUGUUUAGAGCUGCCUUAUGCCAUGGACUACACCUCCUCCUGAAGGAGAGUAAUGUUUACAAAAGCAAGUCUCUAUAAAUUAUAUAUAUAUAUAUAUAUGUGCGUAUGUAUAUGAAAAGGUGCUAAUUUAACAAGUGAUGGAAGAAUUGUCAUGUAAUUACAUCCAGCAGGGUCUGUUUAAAACAA
Molecule: messenger RNA, 5824 nt
Organism: Gavialis gangeticus (Gharial)
Lineage: Eukaryota; Metazoa; Chordata; Crocodylia; Gavialidae
Product: collagen alpha-1(I) chain-like
Exons: 66
Coding region: 250-5502 (1750 amino acids)
Molecular function (GO): extracellular matrix structural constituent
Source: RefSeq, a predicted model, not a curated record